This is a messenger RNA of Linepithema humile (Argentine ant), 5127 nucleotides long. RefSeq names its product dual oxidase 2-like. Gene Ontology annotation, biological process: response to oxidative stress. The record is from RefSeq and is a predicted model, not a curated record. Lineage: Eukaryota; Metazoa; Arthropoda; Insecta; Hymenoptera; Formicidae. Gene Ontology annotation, molecular function: peroxidase activity; calcium ion binding; heme binding.
GACAGUGCUGGAACAAAUAAUUUUUUACGUGACCAAGUGCAUAUUUUUCACAUGGCAUGUUAACAAAAGACAACAUGUAUUAUGUAUCGAAUUUAUUAAUCAUCGCGAUUAAUUUUUUAUUAAUUGCCGCACAAAACGACACGAAUACACAAAACGACACAAUAGAAAACCCAUCUCCAACCUCAUUUUCACUUCCAUCUCAAUUUGCACCCACAACUUCAACUUCAACUUUACCUACGCCUACACGGGAUCCAAAUGAAAUAUACAAUACAAAACCGGAAAGAAAAAGUGUUAAUGAAGAGUUUAGCCGAAAGUUAACCGAUUGGUUAUUUACUGGAUGUUGGAGUGAAAAGUAUCAUCAGUCGAAUGAGUGCCCACAGUAUCGCGCUGCAAACGAAUAUCCUGGUUACGAUGGAUGGAACAAUAAUAUUGGUAGACCAAAACUUGGAGCGGUUGACACGCCGUUACUAAGAAGACGGCCAGCAGCUUAUGAAGAUGGAGUGUAUAAACCUUCGGGUUCUAAUAGACCAGAACCAUUAGAGAUAAGUGAGAAGCUGCUGAGUGGAAAAAUUGGAACUAAAUCAAAAACGGGAAAAAACGCUUUACUCGUAUUUUUUGGUCAACAAGUGGUGGAGGAAAUUUUGGAUGCUCAGAGACCAGCGUGCCCGCCAGAGUAUAUCAACAUAAACAUUCCGGAAAAUCAUCGAUACAGAGAUAAACUAGAACACACGACAAUGCCUGUUUUGCGUACACGGUAUGAUCAUCGAACGGGUCAUUCGCCGAAUAAUCCUCGUCAACAGCUGAACGAGAUUACACCAUUCUUAGACGGCGGAGUAAUUUACGGCACAUCCAAAGCUUGGUCGGACCUUUUGCGCACAAAUGCCGACGGAACGUUGGAGCCGAACGGCCAACUUGCAACGGCGUACUUCGGCAAUUAUCCCGCUUUCAACGAUAUCCGUUUGCCAAUGGCCAAUCCACCGCCGCCUAAUCAUCAUGAUGAAUAUAUUUCGCAACACCGCACUGAGAACGUCACUAGAUAUUUCAGAUUGGGAAAUCCACGCGGCAAUGAAAAUCCGUUUCUGCUGACUUUCGGAGUGGUGUGGUUCAGAUGGCACAAUGUCCUGGCAUCCGCUGUCAAGCGACACAAUCCAAAGUGGUCGAGCGAGAAGAUUUACAACGAGGCUCGUAAAUGGGUGAUAGCGACUCAACAGCACAUUGUCGUUAACGAAUGGUUGCUUUCAUGGUUAGGGAAGAAAACUGACUUUCCUGCCUACAACGGUUACAAUCCCAAUAUCGAUCCGCAAAUAGAGCAAUUCUUUCAAUCAGCCGCCUUUCGCUUCGGACACACUUUGGUUCCACCAGGUGUGUAUCGACGCGACUACGGGAGAAAUAAUUGUACCUUGGAAUAUCCGGUUAGAACGUGCAAUAAUUAUUGGAUGUCGCAGAAUUCCGUCUACGCCAAUUUGAAAGCACAGAAAUUUGAAGUUGAAAAACUACUAAUGGGAAUGGCUAUACAAUUAUGCGAAAAGGAGGAUCAUAAGAUCGUUGAAGAUCUGCAACGCAGUUUAUUCGGUCCAUUGGAAUUUUCAAGAAGAGAUUUAAUGGCGCUGAACAUUCAGAGAGGACGCGAUCACGGAGUACCCGAUUACAAUAGCGCACGUCGUGCGUACAAUUUGCACACCGUUAAAAAUGAAUCCCACUUUAUUAAUGUGGAUGAAGAGAGCCGAAAGGAGUUUCUCAGACUGUAUAACAACUCAUUCGAUGACGUGGAUGUCUGGGUAGGCGGAAUAUUGGAGACUGGCGAUGGGCCUGGAGAGCUGUUUGCAAAGAUCAUCAGUGAUCAAUUUCAGCGAAUACGCGACGGUGAUAGAUUUUGGUACAAGAAUUUCGACAAUAAACUUUUUAAUGAAAUGGAAGCUAAAAGACUAGAAGACCUAACAUUUUAUGAUGUGUUAAUGAGUGUCACUGAAAUGGACUGGAAUGAUAUUCCACGUGAUCCUUUCAGAGUUCCUGCGGGAGAAAAUGAUAUACAUCCCAACUGUACUAUUAAUAACAUUGUUAAAGAAGGCAAUUGUACAAAAAAUAUUAUUUGUUUUCAUGCUGACCAAAUAAAUGAGCAUAACAUCGAAAAUUGCACGUUGAAACCUGGAACUUAUGACUUUUUCUCUAAUAGCGGUUUGUCUUUCACUGCGACAGUUUUAGGUGUAUUCACAUUUCUCUGCGGUUUAAUUAUACUGAUCUCAUGUAAAAUACAAUUCAAAGAUAAGAAGCCAAUGAAAGAAAAUUUCGGGAGAACAGAUAGGAGUGAUAAUACAUUAGAUAUUAUAUAUACUGAGUAUGACGCUAGCGAAUGGCAAGAUGUAAAUGCUCCAUUGAGACAUGUAAUAUUAAUGCUAAAUGUUAGAAGGAAGCAACUGGAAGUGAAAAAUCGAUUGGGACAUUUGAUACGCGCAGUGGAAUUUCCACCCAAUAGCAACGUUAUGGUUUAUUGCGCGCACGAUAGCCAUUACAUGUUGAUUCGCGUACAUCACAGUUACGAUUUAGUGCUAAAGUUCGAUUCCGAAUUUUUGAGAGACACGUUUAUAAAAGCAUUUGAGAGAUUUAUAACAGAAAUUAAAACAACGUCUGGGAUUACAUGCUCCGUGCAAAUGAUGAUGAACAACACAAAGAAGUCGCUACUUAAGCUAGCAAUAACCAAACGGCAUCGUCAGAAAAAAUUAGAAAUGUUCUUCCGCGUUGUAUUCGCACAGGCGUUUCAUAUUACACAUGCAGAAGAAGAAAUCUUACAAAUAGAUGCGAGAGUGGCAAGAGAAGUAAUUUACACCGAGAUAACCAUCAUAGAAUUUGCGGAAGCCCUAAGCAUGAGGCCGGAUGCGGAGUUCGUAAAGAAGAUAUUUAAUCUAGUGGAUAAAGAUAAAAAUGGCUUUAUAUCGUUUCGGGAGUUCGUCGAUAUGUUGGUGAUAUUUCUGAAGGGCUCUGCUGAAGAAAAAAUGAAGUUGAUGUUUGAUAUGUAUGAUAUCAAUGGCACCGGAAGACUUAAGAGAGAGGAAUUCUCAAAUAUGUUGAGAUCAUUCAUGGAGACUGGCAAUGCUGACAUAGCAGACAAUGAGUUGGAAUCUUUAGUACAAUCCAUGAUGUAUCAUGCUGACUUAGCGAACAAAGAAACUAUAAAUUUACAGGAUUUUCAGCAAAUAUUAAGCGACUUUAAUGAUAAAUUUCAUUAUGUGGAGUUAGAAUUCAACAUGCCUAGUGACGGAAAGAACAAUAGGAAACUUCAUGCAGGCGUGAAGACCGUUAGAUCGACGUUUAUUGGCGAAGUGCAAAGCACGGUCGAAAGUCUGUAUACCGAUCCAAGCGAAUUAAAAUCCAGAAUUGAAGGCAAAAUUGAGACCGAACAAGAUGCGACGGAUGAUAGUAACGAAAUUUUCGUCAAAGACGAAAAAAAAAUUGUCGAAGACAUGAAGAAACACUCGGACUAUUGGUAUCCUAUAAUGAAAUAUCUCGCCAACAAACGACUGCAAAUAUUCUGGGCGUGUUUGUAUACUUUGUUUUUGCUUGGAAUUUUCGGAGAACGAGUGUAUUAUCAUCACAUAGAACGAGAACAUUCUGGCUUGAGACAGAUAUUAGGUUGCGGCCUGACUAUAACGCGAGGCGCGGCGUCGGCUAUGAUGUUCACUUAUUCCACAUUAUUAAUUAUGAUGUGUCACAAUACUAUCACUGCUCUGAGAACUACGGUUUUGCAAUUUUACAUACCGUUCAAUUCGGUGAUUAAAAUGCACAAGUAUAUCGCUUGCUGGGCGCUGAUCUUUACCGUGUUACAUGUAAUCGGACAUGGCUUCAACUUCUAUUAUAUAUCUACGCAAAGUGCUGACGAUCUAACAUGUUUGUUUCGCAAUUAUUUCCACGCGACACAUGAACUUCCCAAAUUUCAUUAUUGGUGUUGGGGUACAAUGGCAGGUGUAACGGGAAUACUUUUAACAAUUGUAACCGGAUCGAUAUUCAUAUGUUCAUUGCCAAUGGUACGAAAAUCAUUCUACAAUUGGUUCUCUUUUGUUCACUCCUUAUAUCUAGUUUUCUACAUACUCAUGAUUUUACACGGCAGUGGAAGACUAGUACAAGAACCAUUUCAUUAUUUCUUUUUGGGACCAGCUAUUCUAUUUAUUCUCGAUAAAGUCAUAACUUUGACUAGGAAAACAAUAGAGAUACCAUUGCUCAAAGCAGAAAUCUUACCAUCAGAUGUAACAUGGAUAACAUUUCCAAAACCUUUAAAUUUUCAAUAUAAAUCUGGUCAGUGGAUUAGAAUAGCAUGUCCAGCAUUACAAACAAAUGAGUAUCAUCCAUUUACUUUAUCUUCUGCACCACACGAAACAAGUUUAAGUGUACAUAUACGGACAAUUGGACCGUGGACGACAAACAUUAGAGAAAAAUUAGAGCAGUGUAUAAUGUCUAAUGAAAGUCUGCCAGUGAUUCACAUAGAUGGUCCAUAUGGAGAAAGUCAUCAAGAUUGGGACAAAUACGAAGUGGCAAUCAUGGUUGGUGGUGGAAUAGGUGUUACACCUUUUGCAUCAAUACUCAAAGAUGUUGUUUACAAGUCAAACUGCAAUGUAAACUUUGGUUGCAAGAAGAUAUAUUUCCUUUGGGUAACAAGAACGCAGAAGCAAUUUGAAUGGCUGGUUGAUGUGUUAAGAGAGGCCGAAAAAGCAGAUGUUAACAACACAGUGUCGAUUCAUAUUUUUGUUACUCAAUUUUAUCAAAAAUUUGACCUACGUACAAUACUUUUGUACAUUUGCGAACGGCAUUUUCAAAAGAUUUCAAAUAAGUCUCUAUUCACUGGACUGAAGGCAGUGACACAUUUUGGACGCCCAAAGUUUCCUCAGUUUUUUAUGUCUAUACAAAAGUUGUAUCCUACUACAAACAAGAUUGGUGUUUUCAGUUGUGGCACACCAGCUUUGACGCAAGAAGUAGAUGAAGCUUGCAAAGCAAUAAAUUUGUCAGAAAUGUAUGAUACAUUAUUCCAACAUCAUUAUAAGAGCUUUUAAGUUUAUAAAUCUUUAGUAUUAGAUUACAUUUUUUGUGAAGGCUUAAUUGCUUCAUAUUAAUAAGAAUUUUAAUUAUUUUAUUUGUAUA